UAUCUAUUCAUAAAUGGGUACUUAAUAUAUAGUUAUAUAUAUUAGCAAAAUAAAGUACGAAGAAGAAUGAUAAGAAGAAAGAUAAGAAAUUAACAACUAAAAAUGUUUCAAAAGUGAUAUAAAAGAAGGUCCCAAAAAAGUUAGUAAAGAAAGUUUAACCAAAAAAGACUGUUCUUGCAAAAAAGAAAGUUGUGGUUAAAAAAACAUAAAAAAAACUUGUUGUUAAAGCAGUUCCUGUGAAAAAGGUUGUUCCUAAAAAAGCAAAAGUGGCUCCCGCCAAAAAAUAAGUUUCAAAAAAAUAAAAUGCUAAAGAAUAAAAAGUUGAUAAAUAAUCAAAAAGUAAAGUUCUUAAGCCAGUUACUCCAAAGGCUGAUGCGACACCAAAAGUACCAGGAAAGUUUGCAGCAUAUACUUUAGAUUAAUAUUAAGCUUAUCUGAAGGCAAUUAAGGAUUGGUCAUCAAAAACUAAUUAAGAGAUUAAGGAUAAUUUACGAAAAAAUUUAUAAAGUAUGACUGGAAACAAAGAUGAAUUAUUGAAUAAAAUUGCUGAUGGAAUUGUAUUAGGAUCAAUACCUAGAUGUCCUCAUUGUUUUGGUGGAAGACCCAAAUUCAAUUAAGCUACUGGAAGGUAUUGUAAAAUAAUUAUUGUUAGCUAUUUCUGUGUUGGAUAUAGAGAUGACACUGAUUUUAAGUUUUGCAACAAAGUGAUUACAUCUUUGGAUAGAACUCCAUGGUAAGUUUGAAUUUAUCAAUUUAAUAAAUACAAAAACAAAAUAUUUGCACUUAAGGUACUUCUCUAUUAUUUAUUGUUUUAAUAGUUUCGAUCAUAAUUAUUUCCAUUUUAUUAAUUCCAUUCCUAACUUAAUAGUCUAUCCUAAUUAUUUAUCAUCC
Molecule: messenger RNA, 891 nt
Organism: Paramecium sonneborni
Lineage: Eukaryota; Ciliophora; Oligohymenophorea; Peniculida; Parameciidae
Source: the annotation of a GenBank genome assembly